Molecule: messenger RNA, 3912 nt
Organism: Anas platyrhynchos (mallard)
Lineage: Eukaryota; Metazoa; Chordata; Aves; Anseriformes; Anatidae
Source: RefSeq, a predicted model, not a curated record
GGGCGGGUGGUCGCAGCGGGUGUUGUUGGAGGGGAGGGUAAAAGCGAGGAGCGUGCGGAGGCUUUUCAUCCUGCCCUGUCGUCGUAGGUAACCUGUGGCUUUUCGGCAGUGUUGGAGCGCUGCACUUGGCAACUUGCAAACUCCAAGCAUUAAAUUUCAUACGUACCUAUCAGAUUUCAACGCAGAGCAAGAUUUUGGGGUUUGCUUUCUCCUUCUGUCUACUAUUCAUCUCCAACCAGCAAACCUUUACAAGACGGCAACUCCAAACUAACAUGGCAGUCAGACUGUGUGAUGUGGCUUCUCUGCUUAGAAGUGGUUCGUGGGCAGCAGAGCCUUGGACUGGGGUCUGUGGGAUUUUUAUUAAAUUAUCAGGUAAUCGCUGCCAUGGAAACACAGCUGUCUAAUGGACCAACUUGCAAUAACACAGCCCAUGGUUCAACCACCAUAAACAAUUGCUCAUCACCAGUUGAUUCUGGACACACAGAAGACAGCAAGACCAAUUUAAUAGUCAACUACCUUCCACAGAACAUGACGCAAGAGGAGCUGAAGAGUCUGUUUGGCAGCAUUGGUGAGAUCGAGUCCUGCAAGCUUGUCAGGGACAAAAUAACAGGACAGAGCUUGGGUUAUGGUUUUGUGAACUACGUUGAUCCCAAGGAUGCCGAAAAAGCUAUCAACACUCUGAAUGGAUUGAGACUUCAAACUAAAACAAUAAAAGUUUCCUAUGCGCGACCAAGUUCAGCUUCUAUCAGAGAUGCAAAUUUGUAUGUCAGUGGACUUCCCAAAACAAUGACCCAGAAGGAACUGGAGCAGCUCUUUUCCCAAUACGGACGCAUUAUUACUUCACGUAUUCUAGUUGACCAAGUCACUGGGGUGUCAAGGGGUGUCGGAUUUAUCCGUUUUGACAAGCGAAUUGAAGCAGAAGAAGCUAUCAAAGGCUUGAAUGGCCAGAAACCUCCAGGUGCCACCGAGCCCAUCACUGUAAAGUUUGCUAACAAUCCAAGCCAAAAAAAUAACCAGGCCAUCCUUUCUCAGCUGUACCAUUCUCCAAACAGAAGGUAUCCGGCACCUCUAGCUCAGCAGGCUCAACGUUUUCGAACCAAAUCAGCUUGCAGUUUAAGAGAAUGCAUCAAGCUUCAGAAGCUCUGCUUUGGCCACCCUUCUUUUAGGCUGGACAAUCUGCUCAACAUGGCUUAUGGUGUAAAGAGUAGGUUUCCUCCCAUGACUAUUGAUGGAAUGACCAGUUUGGCUGGAAUUAAUAUCCCUGGACACGCAGGAACUGGAUGGUGCAUUUUUGUGUACAAUUUGGCCCCUGAUGCUGAUGAGAGUAUCCUCUGGCAAAUGUUUGGACCCUUUGGAGCAGUAACCAAUGUGAAGGUCAUUCGUGACUUUAACACAAACAAGUGCAAAGGGUUUGGAUUUGUGACUAUGACAAACUAUGAUGAGGCAGCUAUGGCAAUAGCCAGCCUGAAUGGAUACCGCCUUGGGGACAGAGUAUUGCAGGUCUCCUUUAAAACAAACAAAACGCACAAAGCCUAACAAGUUAUUCUCAGUGCAUUAAUAUACGAAAUCUAUACAACAAAGGCAAUUUACAAGAAGCUUUAUGCAUUAGUAAAUGCCUUUGUUGUAUGCCAGUGUGGAAAUGGGGAUAAAAUGACUACUUAGCAUCCUAAGAAUAUGUGAGAUUUUUUAUUGCUAAUAUUUGAAUUAGAACUUCUUAAAUACCUUUUGUGUUUGAAUAUUGACAAGAGGUACAGGGUUUUUACCUGUCACAAUGCAUUCUAUUGCCUUCUUUGAAGAAGGUGGACCUUUUAAAACGUUUCAGCUAAGGGAAGAAGUUUUUUCUUUACAUGACUGCCUUUAACCUAUGAGUAAAUAUUGAGGCUUUGUGUUAUACUACUUAAGUUUCUUUUUAUAAUUUCUUGAUCUGCCUUGUGUUUAGUUUACAUUUUAAUGCAUUGCUGUUCUGUUGUUCAAGAAAAGUAUUUGAAGUUUACACUUUAUUUAUAAAGUUAUAAGCAGUAUUUAUUUUAUAAUUAUCAUUUGGGUUGGGGAAGGGGAACACGUUAUAAAAGCUUAUUGUAAGAAUACUGGAGAACUUUUCGUAAAGCAGUACCUUGCCAAAGAGAUAAGAGCCUCUUUGAUGUGGGUUUAAAAAAAAAAGCAUCUAUUUUUAUAAAAAAAAAAUAAAAAAAAAUUUGGAGAAACUUUUUACUGGUCCUGGAACAAAUAUUUUGACUUGAAUACUUUGAGAAAUCUCUUCAUAAGACACCUAGUGAGCUUUUAAAACUUACCAGGAAAUUUGCAGUUGUUGGGGAAAAAUUUAGAAAGAUUUAUGAUGUAGAAAUACUUUUGAGACCUUUCUAUUAAGAAGUAGAGUUGAUGGGAUGCACUGUUGAUUUCAUUUUUGUAAUCAUCGGUGGAGUCUUUGAUCAUCCUGGUUAUUAAGUGAUAGAUGGCUCACAUUAAUUUGUGAUUUUGAAACAAAAGAAAAUUUAAAAAAGCUAUAUAAGAGCAAGCAGGAAACUUAAAAAUACUGAGACGGGGGAAAAAAAAUCUGUUCUUCCUAAAGAAUUCCCUUCAGAUAGAGCUCAUGGUGUUUAGUGAUGUACUUGCUAUUGUUUGAAGAAUUGUUUUGUCUUAAGAAAAAGACAUUGUGCAUGGUUUGCACAGCAGAAGUGGCCUGAGUUGGGUAUAUUUGGAGGUAUUUUGAAAGUUAUGUUCAAGGCUAACACCUGAGCUUUGUGUAAUGUAAAUAAGACCUUGAAUUAUGAACCUUUCAGCUGAUUUUGGUUUUAGUUUAUUUUUUAACUUACAUGCCAAGUGAUGGUCAACUUUGAAUGUUUUUGUAUGAGUUUUUUCUUUGUAAAUGGCAUUAACAUUGUUACUUGAGGUCUGCUUAUUCAUUUUUGUUGUCCUGAGGACUUGAAUUUACAGUGCAUCAGAUCUGUUGCUAUUUUUGUCUGUAGAUAGUCUAGCUUCAGCUGUUUAUGGUGAUGCUAUAUUUUGGUUUAUAAAUAUGUUUGUGGUAAAAACAAGUAUAAUCAUAGGUUUUGGACAAAUUUCCUUACAUUUUUCAUACAAAACCCAUGAAUACCUGUAUGCUACUGAAAUUUAACUUCGUAUAAUGCUUAAAUCACUAUUUGGGGACAUAGAAAAGUCUUUACCAUGUAUUGAAGAAAUUUAAGAAAAAUACAGAAUAUUUUCUGAUUAGCAUCUAGCUUAUAAUUGAAUUUUUGGAAAAAAAGCUGAGGGUUUUCAUGCCUUCACCAGGAUGCACUGACAACUAUAUAGUUACGUCCUGCUUUUUGUAUAAACUGAGAUGCUCAUAUGCUUCCCCUUAGAAAAAGCAAUGUUCUAUGCAUAAACAUAGUUGUACACUAUCUUUGCAGUUGCUUUUGGUUCUUAUUCCUUUAAAUUGUAGUUAUAAAAUUUUCAGUAUAGUACAGUUACAUAUACUGUGAAGCGCGUGCUAAAGUGAAUAAGCGAGUUUUCAUGCUGACCCACUCAAUGCUAUUCAAAAAUCAAUUGGCUUCCUGAGCACUUCCUCAUUCUUAGGUGCAUUUAGAUUGUUAAAGCUCCUCUGCAUUAAAAAUUGUAUAUACUAUAGAAAACACAAACUUUCCAGUGUGGGGGAAAACAGCUACAUGCUUCUUUCCUUAUACUACUGUAGCAAACAACGGCAUUGAUGAGAAGGCAUGUAAAUUGGGCUUCACUUUACAGUGUUUAUCAGAGCACUUAGUAAAAUGUAAGGUUGGUAUUUAUUUGAAGUUGUAUAGUAUGACUUAAUUCACAUCUGUUGGAAUAGAAAAAUAUAUUCUGUUGAGUAUUUAAGAGGUUGUACAUGUUUUAUUUUGUGUUUGGAUCCUUUGUACUUUUUCAUGUUCAGUACAUCAAUAAACAAAGUUGAAGGGA